AGGAACUGACAUGAUUUAUUGACAUUAUUGAAAUGAUUAUAGAAAUAAAAGAAGUUGCUUGUUUACUCAAUGUGACUGUUUAAGAAUUAUACCGAGGGGGGAAAAAAAACAAACCAGCUAUAAUGGUGGUAGAGCUUGCUACUAGACGCUCUAGAAUUGUCAUUGAAAGUGAAGCCUCAUUUAGGCAAAAUGUGUAUUUCUAAACGUUGCAUAGAAGCAUGCAUAGGUUUUUUGAAGCAAACAAUAUGUGAAACAUUAUGUUUGCAAUUUGUCACUAACUUUAAGUCCUGUUAUUACUCUUCCGUUCUUAUAUAAGAACGACUGAACACAAAAUGACAUCAUGUAAAAUAGAUGUCGGGGACCUUGUGUUGAAGGAGGUGGCCGACAACUGAAGCAGAGCCUGGGAAGAGGCACGUGUGGGUUCUGGAGGCUGGAGCCUCUUGCAGUUGACAUCUCUGACUUCCCGGGUUCCUUUUAUCACCCAGGGUAGAUCCGACAGCACGAGCCAUCUAGUCUCCUAUGGGCGUCUCUGGCUAGAUCCUGACUCCCAUCUGCGGAAGCCCACAUCCCGUGUUCUCCGCAGGGUCCGGAGGAGUCACCUCGGGAGCCAACUCAGCAGCCGCGAGGGCGACAGAGAGAACAGUCAGGACUCCCAUUGUCACCCCAGCAGUUCUGCGGCGUCCCCUCCCCCCUGGUGGCGAGGAGAGCUUGGGACAGGGGUGCUAUAGUACCCUCCUCCGCCACCCCGGGUUGUCCGUUCAACUGGUGGGGCGACCCGUCUCGCUGACUCUCCUGGAAGGCCACUGGGAGCCACUCUCCUGCCGCCGCCGCACCUGACUGCCUAACUGACCCCGGGGCUGGGCGAGCCUCCAGCUGCAGCGGCUGGCUCCGGGGCUCCAGGCGCUGCCGCACACGCCCUCCCGGCGCGGCUCCGGCCGAGUGCGACCCCCGGGGCGGGAAGGCGGGAGCGCGAGCAGCCCACACCUGGCCCGCGAGUCUGCUAGAAGUCGGGCGGCGGCCACGCGCGCUGGCCCACGCACGCGCACAGGGCUCGCGCGCACCGGCUGCCGGCCCUGGGGGCGGGACCGCGCGGCGGCGAGCGGGGCGGGGGGCUCGUGGAGCGCGCGCCCCGCACCCGAGGGCUGCGGAGAGAUAUUUUGGGUGGCAGGAGGCCCCUCGUCAUUUCCGCCGGGCGGCUCGUCGUGCCGGGGGCUCCACUCCCGCGCGCCAGGCGAGCGAGCGGGCAAGUUGGCUGCGACCGUGCGCCGGCGCCUCUUCCUUUCCCCGCCGCGACCUCGGCGGCUCGAGCCAUGCACUGAAGCCCCUCGGGACGCUCACCCCGGGCUGAGCCGCGGACGCCGCAGCUGCGGCUGCCGCCUGGGCUGGGACCUAGCCGACCCCGGCGUCUUACCCCGGCCAGCUGGCCGGCCGUCGCCGCUCCCACCGCAGCCACCUCCGACGCUCCAGCCUUGGGACCGAAACACAAAAGCCACCCUCUCCGCGCCGCCCACCGCGGGAGGCUGCGGCCGGCCACCGACCCCACCUGAGGGCGCAGCGGGCUGCGGACUUGGCUUUCUGUCCGAGCUCCGCGUCCCACGCGGCACCGACCCCGCCGCCCAUGGCUCUGAUAAUGGAACCGGUGAGCAAAUGGUCUCCGAGUCAAGUAGUGGACUGGAUGAAAGGUCUUGAUGACUGUUUGCAGCAGUACAUUAAGAACUUUGAGAGAGAGAAGAUCAGUGGAGACCAGCUGCUACGCAUUACACAUCAGGAGCUAGAAGAUCUGGGAGUCAGCCGUAUUGGCCAUCAGGAGCUGAUCUUGGAAGCAGUUGACCUUUUGUGUGCACUGAAUUAUGGCUUAGAAACAGAAAAUCUAAAAACACUUUCUCACAAGUUGAAUGCAUCUGCCAAAAAUCUACAAAACUUCAUAACAGGAAGGAGAAGGAGCGGCCAUUAUGAUGGGAGGACCAGCCGAAAAUUACCAAAUGACUUUUUGACCUCAGUUGUGGAUCUGAUUGGAGCAGCCAAGAGUCUUCUUGCUUGGUUGGACAGGUCACCAUUUGCUGCUGUGACAGACUAUUCAGUCACAAGAAAUAACGUCAUACAGCUCUGCUUGGAAUUAACAACAAUUGUGCAACAGGAUUGCACUGUAUAUGAAACUGAAAAUAAAAUUCUUCAUGUGUGUAAAACUCUCUCUGGAGUCUGUGACCACAUCAUAUCCCUGUCAUCAGAUCCUCUGGUUUCACAGUCUGCUCACCUGGAAGUGAUUCAGCUGGCAAAUAUCAAACCAAGUGAAGGGCUGGGUAUGUAUAUUAAAUCCACAUAUGAUGGCCUCCAUGUAAUUACCGGGACCACAGAAAAUUCACCUGCAGAUCGCUGUAAGAAAAUCCAUGCUGGUGAUGAAGUAAUCCAAGUGAACCAUCAGACUGUGGUGGGGUGGCAGUUGAAAAAUUUGGUGAAUGCACUACGAGAGGACCCGAGUGGUGUUAUCUUAACUUUGAAAAAGCGACCUCAGAGCAUGCUUACCUCAGCACCAGCUUUACUGAAAAAUAUGAGAUGGAAGCCCCUUGCUCUGCAGCCUCUUAUACCUAGAAGUCCCACAAGCAGCGUUGCCACGCCCUCCAGCACCAUCAGUACACCCACCAAAAGAGACAGUUCUGCUCUCCAGGAUCUCUACAUCCCCCCUCCUCCUGCAGAACCAUAUAUUCCCAGGGAUGAAAAAGGAAACCUUCCUUGUGAAGACCUCAGAGGACAUAUGGUGGGCAAGCCAGUUCAUAAGGGGUCUGAAUCCCCAAAUUCAUUUCUGGACCAAGAAUAUCGAAAGAGGUUUAACAUUGUUGAAGAAGAUACUGUCUUAUAUUGCUAUGAAUAUGAAAAGGGACGAUCAAGUAGUCAAGGAAGACGGGAAAGCACACCAACCUAUGAAAACUCUCUACUUCGAUACAUGAGCAAUGAAAAAAUUGCUCAAGAAGAAUACAUGUUUCAGAGAAACAGCAAAAAAGACACAGGGAAGAAGUCAAAAAAGAAGGGUGAUAAGAGUAAUAGCCCAGCCCACUACUCAUUGCUGCCUAGUUUGCAAAUGGAUGCAUUGAGACAAGACAUCAUGGGCACACCAGUGCCAGAAACCACACUGUACCAUACAUUUCAACAGUCCUCUCUGCAGCACAAAUCAAAGAAGAAAAACAAAGGAGCUAUAUCAGGCAAGAGCAAAAGAAGAAUUUCUUGCAAGGAUCUUGGCCGUGGUGACUGUGAAGGAUGGCUUUGGAAAAAGAAAGAUGCAAAGAGCUAUUUUUCACAGAAAUGGAAGAAGUACUGGUUUGUCCUAAAGGAUGCAUCCCUAUACUGGUAUAUUAAUGAAGAGGAUGAAAAAGCAGAAGGAUUCAUCAGUCUGCCUGAAUUUAAAAUCGAUAGAGCCAGUGAAUGCCGCAAGAAAUAUGCAUUCAAAGCCUGCCAUCCUAAAAUCAAAAGCUUUUAUUUUGCUGCUGAACAUCUUGAUGACAUGAACAGGUGGCUUAACAGAAUUAACAUGCUGACUGCAGGAUAUGCAGAAAGAGAGAGGAUUAAACAAGAACAAGAUUACUGGAGCGAGAGUGACAAAGAAGAAGCAGAUACUCCAUCGACACCAAAACAAGACAGCCCUCCGCCCCCCUAUGACACAUACCCACGGCCUCCCUCUAUGAGUUGUGCCAGUCCUUAUGUGGAAGCAAAACACAGCCGGCUUUCCUCCACAGAGACCUCUCAGUCUCAGUCUUCACACGAGGAGUUCCGCCAGGAAGUCACUGGGAGCAGUGCUGUGUCUCCCAUUCGCAAGACAGCCAGUCAGCGCCGCUCCUGGCAGGAUUUAAUCGAGACACCGCUGACAAGCUCAGGCUUACACUAUCUUCAGACUCUGCCUCUGGAAGAUUCUGUCUUCUCGGAUUCAGCAGCCAUCUCCCCUGAGCACAGGCGGCAGUCCACUCUUCCAACUCAGAAGUGCCACCUCCAGGAUCAUUAUGGCCCAUACCCUUUAGCAGAGAGCGAGAGGAUGCAAGUGUUAAACGGCAAUGGGGGCAAGCCUCGAAGUUUUACUCUGCCUCGAGAUAGCGGGUUCAACCAUUGCUGUCUGAACACACCAGUUAGUGCCUGUGACCCACAAGAUGACAUACAGCCACCAGAGGUGGAGGAAGAAGAGGAGGAGGAAGAAGAGGAAGCAGCAGGAGAAAACGUUGGAGAGAAAAAUGAAAACAGGGAAGAAAAAUUAGGAGACUCCUUGCAAGAUUUAUACAGGGCACUGGAGGAAGCCAGUCUGUCACCACUAGGAGAACAUCGCAUUUCAACCAAGAUGGAAUACAAACUAUCAUUCAUAAAACGGUGUAAUGAUCCUGUGAUGAAUGAGAAACUGCACAGGCUGAGAAUUCUUAAAAGCACUUUAAAGGCCAGAGAAGGGGAAGUAGCCAUUAUUGAUAAAGUCCUAGACAAUCCAGACUUGACUUCUAAAGAAUUCCAACAAUGGAAGCAGAUGUACCUCGACCUUUUCUUGGAUAUCUGUCAAAGCACCACCUCAAAUGACCCACUAAGUAUCUCUUCUGAAGUAGAUGUUCUCACUUCCUCUCUAACACACACUCACUCAUACAUUGAGACACAUGUGUAAGUGCACUCGGCCUCGAGGUCACCUAGUACCUGACGGUACUCUGAAUCAGUGGAUAAGGUAGUUUUUUUUAUCAGUGUGUUGGAUACUUGACAAGCUCUACUUUAAUGUUACCAAACUAUAUGAAACAAAGCAUACAUGGUCACAUUGCCACUGUCUUUAAAGAGCAUUUGUAUGUUUUAUAUGCAGUCAGUGCUCAGCUUAUGUUACCAUAUGCAGAAUCAACUAUCUUUAAUGACUUAAAUUAACUUUUGCAGACAAUUCUGAAAACAGAUGAUCUUCAAGUAGAAAAACUACAAAAAGGCAGUUUUCUAUCUGAGGUCAUCUCUUCUCCCUUUAAGUUCAUUUUAUAUAUAAUGAAACUUCAACCGUAAAUCACAAUUUUUUCAGGUGCAGACAUCCUUGUGGGUGGGAAAGAAUUUAAACCUUUUUAUAUUUAUUAAAAUGUUCUAAGAAUUUUCUUAAACAUUGCACAAAGUUUAAUGCUGUAGUUUUAUUUUUAUGAAAUGUAGGUGCGUAUAAAAGAGUUAAGCAAACUAGAAGAGCAUGAACAUACGAAAAGUUCAGGUCUAAUAUCUGUCUUAAGAGUCUAUUAACUUGUGCCGACUGGUUAAGGGAGGCACGAUUGCAAACCCAUGCGAGCACUGCGCGGCGUAUCAGGGCAAAGCUUUGUGAGAUGCUUUUGUAACUGAGACCAAAAUUGAACAUAGAGCUGCUUUAUUUUCUUGCUUUAAAUCUUCCUUUAUUUUUGUAGUGAUGAAAUGCUGAUUGUGUACAGAAGAAUUUAAGAAUGGAUUUUUUAAAACAGACUUAACUCACCCAGAAAGGCAGCUAACAGCUACACACACACACACACACACACACACACACACACACACACACACUUUCAGCCCAAACUCGUGUUUUUUGAACUCUUAAAAGACAAGGUAUACACUGAAAUGAGUCCAUUUUCCAGGCAUUUUGCAAUUUUCCCUUGGUCUGUAACUAAACUUCUGUAAUUAUACAUCAGGCAAGGGAGUAAAAUGCAUUUAGUCGUGGCAGAUAGAAGUUGCAGUAGAGAAAAUAAUGUUGAAAAACCUUAAUGGGUUUCUCUACUAAGGAGCAGAGGAUGGCAGUCAUUCAGGGAGUUAUUACAUUGAGUGGCCUGAGAUCAAACACUUAGAGGUUUUUCCUAGAAUCCUGAACUGUUUAUAGGUGGAGUCUAUGAAAAAGUCCUCUUGACAUAUUGCCAUUUUUAUGUGUCUAGUUUUGGAAAGUGACCACAGCAUGAAAGUGACUUGCUGCUUUUUAGUGUGUGGCUGCAUAAUAUACAAGUCACAAUUUGCUGUUUUUUCAGGAGGGAUAGAUCCUCCUUUACUAUUCUAUAUCCUGAAAUCUACUUCUGAUCAGCUUUAUCCUGUUGCCUGUACAGCUCAGUGAAUGUAUUUACAUCUCUAAGAGUUCAGAUAUAUGCCAGUGAAUAUUUUUGCUGUAGAGAAGAAAGUAAAAACUACACAGCGGGAUCUUUUUCUUUGCUUUUGAAAUCACAUUAAAUCACUAUCGUUUUGCAGACUUUGCACAAGUGUACAGGAGAGUGGCCUUUCUACAGCACAUUUUCAGUAAUCCUAUCUUUAGUCAAAAUGGAUGAGAAACAUGCAUUAAUGUUUGUAUGGAAUUGUGGGUCCAGUGUAAUAUUUUUAUCAUUUAGAAUACCCUAUUUGUAAAAACAUUUAUUUACUGCAUGGUUAUUGACAAACAUUAAAUUUGUGGGAUUUUGUAUAUGUAAAAGAAAGAGAGAGAAAGAACAGACAAACAAAACCCCUCUUGUCAUAAAAUGAAGUGUGCUUGUUACAGUUGUUUAGGCAUAUUGAUGUUCACUAGACCAAUGUGGUGUAUCUUCACUUAAAACUAUUUGUACAUGAUGGAUGCGUCACGUAUACAGUGGACAAACAGCCUGCAAACAACAGGCAGUUGGUGGGAAGGCUAGCUCUGUUACUAGUAUGCAGCUUCUACUUUUGUAAAGUCAGCUGUUGUUUUACUGGUAAAAAAAAAAAUUAAACUAAUGAAUUUUAUAAGACUGGUGAGUUAUAAGACUAGCCUAGCAUGAAAGAGACCUUUUAACAAUAUAUAUCUGUACAUUUUAUUGCAUUAGUUUCAAAUCUAGGAGAGAGGCAGCACUGUAAACUGAAGUCAAAUAAAUCCAGCUCUUAAUGAA
Molecule: messenger RNA, 6818 nt
Organism: Mus musculus (house mouse)
Lineage: Eukaryota; Metazoa; Chordata; Mammalia; Rodentia; Muridae
Gene: Cnksr2
Product: connector enhancer of kinase suppressor of Ras 2
Exons: 21
Coding region: 1619-4627 (1002 amino acids)
Biological process (GO): postsynapse organization; postsynaptic specialization organization; regulation of signal transduction
Cellular component (GO): postsynaptic density; postsynaptic membrane; cytoplasm
Molecular function (GO): identical protein binding; protein kinase binding
Source: RefSeq, a predicted model, not a curated record